Messenger RNA from Hibiscus syriacus, 1050 nucleotides. RefSeq names its product putative pentatricopeptide repeat-containing protein At1g12700, mitochondrial. The transcript has a single exon. The record is from RefSeq and is a predicted model, not a curated record. The coding region runs from base 1 to 1050 and encodes 349 amino acids. NCBI's taxonomy places the organism in Eukaryota, Viridiplantae, Streptophyta, Magnoliopsida, Malvales, Malvaceae. Gene Ontology annotation, molecular function: protein binding.
AUGAAAUUUACUUCUCAAAAUCCAAAACCAGAAAAAUCCCUGCCUGCCACUGUCAAGUUGGUAGCCGGAAAAUCUCCGACCAUGAAGCGGAAGCUGCAGAAAACAACUGUUUUUCUCUCUCAUUUUCAUCAAAUCGGUAGCCGUCAUUCACGUCUUCAAAUAAAAUAUCCUCCCUCCUGUUUUUGCUUCUGUUCUUCAUCUAAGAAACCUGCCAAGGAAUAUGGAAAAAGGUACGAGUUUCGUAAUAUUGUUGAUGGCCUUAGUUUGUUUAAUCAGAUGGCUCACGCGUCUCCUAGGCCUUGUAUUAUGGAAUUCAAUAAAUUGUUAGGGGCUGUUGUGGGAAUGAAACAUUAUGCCGUUGUUGUUUCUCUUUGUAAACAAAUGGAAUUGCUAGGAAUACCCCUUGAUGCUUAUACUCUCAAUAUUUUGAUGAAUUGUUUUUGUCAUUCACAUUGCGUGGAUAUUGGGUUCUCGGUUUUAGGGAAAAUGUUGAAGCUUGGUUAUAGACCGUGUUUAGUUACUUUCUCUACUUUGAUCAAAGGGUUUUGCAUCGAAGGUAAAGUUGCUCAAGCCGCUAGAUUGUUCAAUGAGAUGGUUCUAACAGGGUUUCAAUCUGAUUUGUAUCUAUACACGAUAAUGGUUAAUGGACAUUGUAAAAUGGGCGACAGCAGUGGUGCUCUUAGAAUGUUGAGAGAGAUGGAAGAAAGAGGUUUCUGGCCUGGUACAGUAGCUUAUACUUCUGUUAUCGAUAACCUUUGUAAGAGUCGGUCCUUAAAUAAGGCUUUGGACCUUGUUUCUGAAAUGAAGGGUAAAGGCAUUCAACCAGAUGUUGAACCUUACAGUUCAUUAAUUCGAGCCAUGUGUAGUUCAAGCUAUUGGAGUGAUGUGAAGAGAUUACUCAUUGAAAUGGAGAGUAAGAAUUUGAAACCAAAUGUUGUGACUUUUAAUAUAUUGGUUGGUGGACUUUGUAAAGAAGGGAAGAUUUCUGCAGCACUAGGUGUAGUUGCAAUGAUGACUCGUAGAGGUCUUCAGCCUAAUGUUAUUACAUAA